UCAAAUUCCCAAACACAAAAACGCCUCUCUCAUUCUCUCUCUACAGCUGCGGCGGCGGCGGCGGCGGCGGCGGCAUUCGGCUGCGCUAUGCAUUGAAGACCUAGCCACAUAGGCCGGCUCUGCGCUACGCCGCGCCGCGUCGAAACGAGCGUUACGGAGCGUAGGGCUCUGUCUCUGUACGCUGCUGCAGCCCAAAUCUCAAUGGUCCAUAGAGAGAGAAGAAGAGGAAGAAGAAGACGAACCAGAGGAAAAAGAACGAAGAAGAAGAUGAAGAAACCAUUGAGUGCAUUUCACUCCUCGUAAUUGGCUUUCACGCUGAUCAUCACAAACGAAAAAGCAAAAAAGCAAAAAGAAGAUUAAAGCCUGCGCGAAUGAAUGAAUGCGAUUGUAGGAAGGAAGGAAGGAAGGAAGAAUCUGAUGAGUUUUGUGUAUUUAAAGUUUCUUUUGUAGCGUAGAAACCCUCUUUCUCUAAUCCCAACGAUUCCAAAUCGAUUCGAUUACUUCCAAUCCAAUCGACUUUUUCCUCAUUCUUCUUCUUCUUCAUAAUCUGUUUUUUUUUUCUCUUCUCUUUCUACGGGUCCUGAUUGAAAGUUAUGGAAAGCGACUGCUCGACGUGAUCGUUUUCCAACUCAAUCUUUUGCCUUUUUCUUGUCCUCUCUAAUCCGUAAGCUGUUAUUACUGCUGAUAACAGACAAGAUCUUGUGAUUCUGCGCAGUCACUGAGCUUCUCGAACUCGGUUUGCCUUUUUUCUUCCAUUCCCUCGCUGGAUUGUUGCUUUCUGUACCGGAGAUGUUGACGUGUAUAGCCUGUUCGAAGCAGCUCAACAAUGGAUCUCUGCACCAGCAGGAAGGAGAAGAUUCCAUUGCUACACCGAGGACUAAACAAACAAUCAAGGCUCUCACUGCUCAGAUCAAGGAUAUCGCUCUGAAAGCCUCCGGAGCUUACAAGAACUGCAAGCCAUGUUCAGGUUCGUCAAGUGAUAACCGCAAGUAUAAAUAUGCAGAAUCUGAUUCUGCAUCAGAUUCGGCCAGGUUUCAUUGUUCAUACAAGCGGACUGGGAGUUCAAAUUCCACGCCAAGGCAAUGGGGAAAGGAAAUGGAGGGCAGGUUGAAAGCUCUGUCAAGUGGGGAAGGAACUCCGGCUUCGGGAAGUGGACGAACUGAGAUUGUUUUCAUGGAAGAAGACGAACCCAAGGAAUGGGUUGCCCAAGUGGAGCCUGGCGUGCUUAUCACUUUCGUUUCAUUUCCACAGGGAGGAAACGAUCUCAAACGGAUUCGUUUCAGCCGCGAAUUGUUCAACAAAUGGCAAGCUCAGAGAUGGUGGGCUGAAAAUUAUGAGAAGGUUAUGGAAUUGUAUAAUGUGCAGCGGUUCAACAGCCAAGCUGUUCCCCUCCCACCAUCCCCACCACAGUCAGAAGACGAGGACUCGAAGAUUCAAUCAGCCAAGGACAGCCCUGCUACCCCACCUUUGACAAACGAGCGGCUUCCUCAAAACACAAAUCGACCAUUAGGAAACUCGUCUUCAGAAUCCUUCGAUCACCGUCCUAACCAACCCCCUCGUUGCUAUGAUUUAGGAGGUUUAGCUUCAUCCAUUAAACCUUCCACCACAAACGACGCAAAAACUGAGACAUCAUCUGCAGAUGGUUCUGUUAGGACCAGCGAGGGAGAUCAGUCAGAAGAUCUUUCUGUAAGUAAUGCUAGUGACUUGGAGACUGAAUGGAUUGAGGAGGAUGAACCUGGAGUAUACAUCACUAUCCGAGCUUUGCCAGGUGGCUCGAGGGAGCUGAGACGCAUUCGUUUCAGUCGAGAAAAGUUUGGCGAAAUGCAUGCAAGAUUAUGGUGGGAAGAGAACAGAGCAAGGAUACAAGAACAGUAUUUGUGAUGAGGGGUAACUAAACUGGAGUUGCAUUUCCUUUUCCUCAUUGCCAAAUGAUGUUUUAGUUGCAAAUUGUGGGUUUUUUUUAAUCUCUUUUCUUUUCUUUUCUUUUCUUUUCUUUUCUUUUCUUUUCUUUUCUCCUCUCUCUGCCCUUCUGUCUCUUUCAAUUUAGACUUCUCUAUGUGACUUGUGCCUCUCUUUCUCAGGUUGUUAGGAAUCAAAGGAUGUUGAAAGAUAUAACAUUGGUUAAGUUGGUGGUUUUAGGGAAAUGGUUUAGAAAAAAAAAAGAGAUGAUAGUGAGAUUAUUAACAGAAUCUAUACUGUUCCAUUCAAAUAUUCCAUGUUCUCCAUUUUGUGUCUCUCAUUUUAGAAAGAACUAAUGGUUGUUGGGUGGGAACUUUCAUUGGGCCCAUUAACCUCUCUUAUUUGAGCCCCGUUUUAGGCCCAAACUUCAGGCCAUCUUUAUUUGAGGCCCAUAUUAGGCCCAAACUUCAGGCCAUCUUCUUCACAACUCUUA
This is a messenger RNA of Cucumis melo (muskmelon), 2392 nucleotides long. Its product is annotated as protein Brevis radix-like 2. Bases 790 to 1881 code for a protein of 363 amino acids. The transcript has 6 exons. The record is from RefSeq and is a predicted model, not a curated record. NCBI's taxonomy places the organism in Eukaryota, Viridiplantae, Streptophyta, Magnoliopsida, Cucurbitales, Cucurbitaceae.